AUGGAUAAAGAAAACAAUUUAUAUAUUAAAGAAAAUUUAAAUAAACAAAUCAAUUUUUAUACAAAAGAAAAUUUAAAUAAUAAAUUAUACAAAGAAGUUGCAAAAAUUGCUAGAGAAUUAGGAAUUAAAAAUGUUAAAGGAAAAAAAAGUGAAAUUAUUGAAAGAAUAAUAAAUUUUUACCAUCAAUCUGAUUGUUAUGGUAAUAAUAAUAAUAAUAAUAAUAAUAAUAGUAAAAAUAAAAAUAAUAAUUUAAUUAAUAAUAAUUCAAAUGAUACACAGGAUAUAAUAAAUGUUGAAAAAUUAAUUAAAAUUGAUGAAGAAAUUAAAUUAUUAGAAAAAGAGAUUAAAGAACUUGAGAUUUCUCAAUUAAAUAGAAAUAAAAAUGAUCAAAAUAAUCUAUAA
Dictyostelium discoideum AX4 is the source of this 402-nucleotide messenger RNA. RefSeq lists its product as hypothetical. The record is from RefSeq and is a predicted model, not a curated record. Lineage: Eukaryota; Evosea; Eumycetozoa; Dictyosteliales; Dictyosteliaceae. The transcript has a single exon. Bases 1 to 402 code for a protein of 133 amino acids.